UCGUCUCUAUCUUCUUCGCGUCGAUCUCUCUCUGCUUGGAUAUUUUUCUCCAGAUCUCUCCCGUGUCAAUCUUUGAGAUCUGAAUAUCUCCUGAAGGGAAGGAUGCACGGAUUCGAGGCGCCACCAUGCUGGUCUUCUUACAACGGCGGAUUACAACAAUCUGUGCCAAUGUGAAAACCUAGACGACAUCAAAAUGCACCUCUCCGCCACCAAAUACGGCUCUUACCUCCAGAACGAACCGUCACCUCUGCAUACCACCACAAUCGUGGAGAAGUGUACGCUCAAGCUUGUGGAUGAUUACAAGCAUAUGCUUUGCCAAGCUACUGAGCCUAUGUCCACCUUCUUAGAGUACAUCAGACGUCAACUUGUUCCUUGGCACAAGCUAAUUUGGUUUAAGCAAGGUGUACCACGGUUUGCGUUUAUCACCUGGUUAGCGGUUAAAGAUAGGUUAUCUACGGGAGUUAAAAUGUGUGCCUGGGGUCAGAUUCAGGGUUGUCUAUUUUGUGGCGAGCAUGAAGAGACUAGAGAUCAUCUAUUUUUGCGUGCCCCUAUAUCUACACUCUUUGGUUACAAGUAUUAGCCACGCUACUGCAGCCCGCUCCAUCCCCAGAUUGGGAUGAGAAUGUUCAAACAUUUUGACAGGCUCUCAUGGUCUGUGAAUCUCUAUACUCUUGAGACUGUCAUUCCAAGUUUUAAUAUACUACAUAUGUCGUGAAAGGAAUGAGAGAAGACACUCUCAGUAAUCCCGGCAAGUGGGUCAACUUGUAAUGAUCAUUGACAAAACUAUAAGGCAAAGAAUCAUGUCUACUAGAUAUGCAGAGAAGCCGAAGUUGCAGGGUCUACUCUAGUCUUGGUUUGGAGCUCAUACUGAGCAUAGUUAGGAGGCAGGUUUUAGCUUUAUC
This is a messenger RNA of Brassica oleracea var. oleracea, 902 nucleotides long. RefSeq lists its product as uncharacterized. The record is from RefSeq and is a predicted model, not a curated record. Gene Ontology annotation, molecular function: proton-transporting ATPase activity, rotational mechanism. Lineage: Eukaryota; Viridiplantae; Streptophyta; Magnoliopsida; Brassicales; Brassicaceae. The transcript has 3 exons. Gene Ontology annotation, biological process: vacuolar transport; proton transmembrane transport; vacuolar acidification. Bases 194 to 580 code for a protein of 128 amino acids. Gene Ontology annotation, cellular component: proton-transporting V-type ATPase, V0 domain; vacuolar proton-transporting V-type ATPase complex.